GCCCCGGCCCGGAGGAGUAGGAAGGGCCCCACCAGUCGGGGAUCUCUCAGACAGGAGCUGCUUAACCUGAAAGUCUCCGACAAACUCAACCAGCUGAGAGGGUCCCGGCCAGGGACACGAGCGGACUCCGAAGCCAGUGAUGACGAAGCAGCCAGUGAUGUCCUCAGUCACUGCAGCAGUGCGAGUGAGACUGUUAGCGUGGCAGAGGAGGGGUCAGGCGGCGACGCACCGGACCUGCAGUCCUACCAGGAGCAGCGGGAAGAUAAGCUGAAAGAAGAUAUCGACAAUCUGCUGGACAGGAGUGUAAAGACGAGGCUUACAGCGCUGGGGAACCUGCGUGUCGCCCUGUCCUCCCAGGUCCUCGGAGAUUUCUUGCUGGAGAGGAGAGUGACGCUCACGGAAGCUCUGGAACGUUGUCUGAAGAAAGGUAAAGAGGGGGAGCAAUCUCUGGCCGCCACAUUGGUGUCUCUCCUCUGCAUCCAGCUGGGAUCCGGAUCCGAGGGCGAGGAAGUCUUCCACAGCGUCAAGAGCCUAAUGAUCAGCAUCCUGACCGACUCCAGCUCCGGAGCGUCCGCCCGACAAAGCUGUGCUACCGCACUGGGGAUUUGCUGUUACAUCGCUGCUACAGAUGAUGAGGACUUGGCUUCCAGUCUCAUCUGUCUGGAGGGCAUCUUCACCUUGUUGUAUUCUGAGAAUAACAGCAGUGCGGCGAAUCUGCAGGGCCUGGUGUGUUGUGCCAUUCAGUCCUGGGCGCUGCUACUGACCAUCUGCCCCGCCAGCCGGAUACAGAAGGCGCUGGAAAGCCACCUCCCAUACUUCUGCGGAGUCCUGUCCAGCGAGAACGUCAGCCUGCGCAUCGCCGGCGGAGAAAGCCUCGCCCUCCUGUACGAGCUGGGCCGCGAUUUGGAGGAGGACUUUGAGUACGAUGAUGUGGACGCUCUGUGUGUGACGCUAAAAGCAUUAGCCACCGACAGCAACAAAUACCGCGCCAAAACCGACCGCCGCAAACAGCGCUCCAUCUUCCGAGACGUCCUGCACUACAUUGAGAAUGCGGAAUACCAAGAUGAGACGAUAAAGUUUGGUUUGGAAGUCAUGUAUGUGGACAGCUGGGUGCGUCGGAGGACGUACAGCGCCUUUAAGGAAGCCCUGGGAUCCGGAAAUUCGCUAUCACUUACAGCACAAUGAAGUUCUGCGAGACAUCUUCUCUCUGGGGGCCCCGCUCAUCCUGGACGCUGCAGCCAUCAAAGCAAGUAAAAUCUCCCGGUAGAAAAGCAUUUGUUCAACUCCGCUGCCUUCAAGGCGAGAACUAAAGCCAUGAGCCGUGUCAGGGACAAACGAGCGGACAUCCUAUAG
Messenger RNA from Staurois parvus, 1353 nucleotides. Lineage: Eukaryota; Metazoa; Chordata; Amphibia; Anura; Ranidae. The record is from the annotation of a GenBank genome assembly.